Cordyceps fumosorosea ARSEF 2679 is the source of this 5487-nucleotide messenger RNA. RefSeq names its product NF-X1 finger and helicase domain protein. Gene Ontology annotation, cellular component: nucleus; nuclear RNA-directed RNA polymerase complex. Lineage: Eukaryota; Fungi; Ascomycota; Sordariomycetes; Hypocreales; Cordycipitaceae. Gene Ontology annotation, molecular function: helicase activity; zinc ion binding. The transcript has 5 exons. The coding region runs from base 1 to 5487 and encodes 1828 amino acids. Gene Ontology annotation, biological process: regulatory ncRNA-mediated heterochromatin formation. The record is from RefSeq and is a predicted model, not a curated record.
AUGGUUCAUCGUGUCGAUUUUCCCAUGAACUUUCGUCGGUGGAUGCUGGCAAACGCCCAGAACGCUGAGAGUCUAUGGCGCGGUGCUCUUGACAUUCUCAACGGCAGCGAGAGAGAAUGGAAGCACGGGCUGGCCAGAGAUCUCGACGACGAAGCUCUCCACGGGCGAAGACACAUCCAAGCGACGACAAUGACACAUGCGUCAAUCCUGGACUGCCUUUCCAUCGAUACCUGUGUUGGUAGCCUGUACAACUUCUUCAGCGGCCCAAACGGGAACCGUGCCAUCCCAGCGCUGCUGGCGUUCUGUGAAGGGGUGCUCGAGGGAAUUUGUGAUGUGCCGGACGGGUGCUGUGCAGAUGCAGAGUCCGCUGCCGUUGCCCUUUCUACCGCCCUGCGAGAGCUUCUCAAGCGGGAGCAGCGCGCCCGACUGCACGACGACCUGCCGCCCCUCAUCGACUCGGUAGAAGGUCUGUCGAGAACUCUUACCCGACGGGGCCUGCUCAACACCUCAGCCCUACUGGCACACCAUGUCUGCGAGAUUCGAGCUGUCGUGGGCCGAGCCAGAGGGCUCCUCAGCGUAGCCGAUGCCGACGCCGACGCCGCCGAGUUUGCAGACGCGCCACUACCAGCCUACCCUCGCGGUCUGCACAUGCCCAACGACCGCCACGACAAUGACAAGAUGGACAUUGCGGCCAUGAAAAUCUUCCCCACGCGGGCCGAGAUCCUCAGUGAUGUGGUCGAGUUCCUCCCGUCCACCGACCCCGAGCAGCCCCAUUUCUUCGCCGACAAGUCCCAGCGCCACGUCGACACGCUAUUCCGCCUCCUCCGGCAGGAUACGUUCGGGGAGCUCAAAGACGUCCUGGCAAGCACCCUGCGUGCUUCCGAGAUGGACCGAACCCACCUUGACAGCCCCAAGCUCAGCUUCGGCAACCUUAGGGCGAAUCGAUAUCCCAAGGCCGUCAUUAGCUACCUUUCCUUUAGCGGACGCCGUGGAUUGGAGGUGGAUAUUUCGUUUUCUCAACCCUCAGUUCUCCGAGGCAAGUCUGUCUCCGAGAGACGACGAUGGUGGGAGGACUCUCGACGACUUGCCGAGGGUGUGCUCGUGUCGUUCAUAGCGAUCGAUCAAGGCCGCGCACAGCACCUGUUUCUCAUCAUCAGCAACAGAACCAUCGACGACGGUAAAGACGAAAGCCUGGCGAAGAACAACAACCGCGCGACGGUGAAGUCGAGACUCAGCAGCCAUGACCAAGCCAACAUUGAGACUCUCGUUGGCCUCAGCAGUUCCAAAGCGCAGGGCGUCCUUUUCGAGUUCCCGGGGGUAAUACCCGCCACUUUUGUACCUAUUCUUGAGAAUUUACAGAACAUGCAACGUCUUGGCUCACUGCCGUUCCAAGACUGGAUCCUCCCCGACAGGAUCGAACAGGGGCACGGGGACACGGCUGCAGACAUCCCGCCACCUCGGUACGCACGCAAACCGGGCUUCGCCUUUUCUCUAAAGCCUAUUCUGAGAAACAGUUCUCUCGAAGCUGCCAACCUCUCCGUCGAGCCGUGCUCAAACUCGGUCGACGAAGACCUUCUCAGCCGAGUGGAGGCAGAAACGGAUCUGGAUCGCGGACAGUGCCGAGCCCUGAUCGCGGCACUUGGUCAUCAGUUCCUCGAGCAUCUGCUGCACGAAGGCACCCAAAAAAUUAUUCGUAUUGGAGGACAAAGUCAGUCACGUCUGCUGGAGGGAUAUAAUCUCCGGACAGUGGCACAGUCGGAAUCAAGGAGCGGCUGGGAGAGGUACAAUCUUGCCAAGUCGUACGAAGAGCUGGAGAGUAAAGCAGACAGCAUCAAGAGGGCACUCGGCAAGGCCCAUGGGGUAGUGCGGCAGAUGAAGUGGGACAACAUCCAAAGAUACCUCCUUCGACACUAUCCACGCAUAUUCAUUCAAUUCAGGGAGGUAGACGCGGAUGGAUACAAAACUGCCGGUCGACACCCCUUUGACAUUUGGGCAUCGUUCAAGAAGGACUUGGUCGAUGAUGUUGGCAUCGAGACAGAGGUUGAUCGCGAAGCUCUUCUCGGCAAAGCAUCUCAGAACGUCCAUUCUCUCUCCCCAUUGGAACGGGGACGCCUUGUGGGUUUCUGGACCACGGAGAACUACAAGCAGGCAGUGGAUAAUUUGUACGAGGACAUCGAGUAUAGCUCUUCAAAGCAGCGACAGGUGUCAAACAUUCACGACGAAGUCGACCGGAGGGUGUUGCAGGAAGCAGAUGUCAUUGGCAUCACGACGACGGGACUGGCAAAGCGAAUAUCCACCUUGCAGAGGCUGCGGUGCAAAGUUGUUAUUUGCGAAGAGGCCGGCGAGGUGAUGGAGCCGCACAUGCUCACGGCACUGCUCCCGGCCGUGGAGCACAUUAUCCAGAUUGGCGAUCAUGAGCAGCUGCGACCUCAGAUCAACAACUUUGGCCUGUCACUGGAGAGCAAGCAAGGCAAGCUGUACCAGCUGGACCGUAGCCAGUUUGAACGACUUUCAGUCGGGAUUCCGGGGCGGCCCAAGAUUCCCGUGGCGCAGCUGGACGUGCAGCGACGCAUGCGCCCCGACAUAUCCAGGCUGAUCCGCGAGACGCUGUAUCCCAGCAUCCAAGACCAUCCGAGCACCCGCAGCCUUCCCGACGUGGUGGGAAUGCGCAAGAAUGUAUUCUGGCUUGACCACGACCACUUGGAGGACGGAGCGUGCUUGGAAAUGCAGCACAAGUCCCAUUCCAACGCGUGGGAGGCGAGCAUGGUGCACGCGCUCGUCCGCCACAUUGUCCGCCAGGGCGUGUACGGCAGCACCGACAUUGCGGUGCUGACGCCCUACACGGGACAGCUGCAGAAGCUUCGGGCGGCGAUGCGCAGCGACUUUGAGAUCGUACUGAGCGACAGGGACCAGGAUGCGCUGGACAAGGACGGGUUCGACGCCGCGUCGCUCGGUCCCGACGACGAUUCGCCAAAAGCCGCUCCGAUGCAGAGGAAAGGCGGCGCGCUGACCAAGAAGAGGAUGAGCGAGCUGCUGCGCGUGGCCACGGUGGACAACUUUCAGGGCGAGGAGGCCAAGGUCGUCAUCGUCUCACUGGUCAGGAGCAACGGGGCGCGCAAGGUGGGCUUCCUCAAGACGACCAACAGGAUCAACGUCCUUCUGAGCCGGGCCCAGCAUGGCAUGUACCUCAUCGGCAACUCGGAGACGUAUGCGAACGUGGAGAUGUGGCAGACCGUCAUCGGGCUGCUGCGCGGGUCCGACUCGGUGGGCAGCGCUCUGGAGCUGUGCUGCCCGCGACACGAGGAGACGCCGAUCAAGGUGUCCGAGCCCGACGACUUUACCCGGCUCAGCCCCGAAGGGGGGUGCUCGCAGGCCUGCGCCUGGCGCCUCCCGGACUGCGGCCACAUGUGCCUGGCGCGGUGCCACUCGGAGAGCAUGCACAGCAUCUUCCCGUGUCCGCAGCCCUGCCAGCGGCUGCACGAGCCGUGCGGACACGGUUGCCAGAAGCCGACCUGCGGAGAGGACUGCGGCAAGUGUCUUGUGCCGCUCAACGGCGUCGAGCUUCCGUGCGGUCACUUCAAGGACGCCGUGGCCUGCCACGCUGCGCAGAAGCCCGCAACAAUCCGCUGCCCAGUCGUGGUUGAGAAGACGGUCCCUGGAUGCAACCACGCCGUCGAGGUGGCAUGCUUCCAGCCCGUGACAGAAGCCGCCGGGUACGCUUGCCCGGUGCCUUGUACAGCGCCGCUCCCGUGCGGCCACACCUGCCCGGGUACGUGCGGCGGCUGCCGCGAGCAGGAUCGCGACGCGGCGGCAAGGUCGUCGCAUCAGAGCUGCCGCAAGAUCUGCAUGCGACCGUUUGGAACGUGCAACCACCACUGUCGCAGGCCCUGCCACGACGGCACCGACUGCGGCCUCUGCGUAGCGCCGUGCGAGGUACGAUGCCCCCAUUCCAAGUGCGCCGCGACCUGCAGCGAGGGCUGCGUCCCCUGCGUGGAGAAGUGCGAAUGGGCGUGCGAGCACCAGGGCGCCUGCGCGAUGCCGUGCGCGGCCCCGUGCAGUCGGCUGCCGUGCGACGAGCGAUGCGCCGAGCUGCUCCCGUGCGGUCAUCGCUGCCCGAGUCUCUGCGGCGAGGCUUGCCCGGCCGGCCUGUGCAAGGACUGCGGGAUCGCACCCGACGCGCGCGUCGACCUGCUCGAAAUGAAGACGUAUGCCGAGAUCGACGUCGACCUGACCCCCAUCGUCGUCCUCGCGUGCGGUCACUUCUUCACGGCCGAGACACUCGACGGCCUCGUGGGCAUCAACGCUGCGUACGUGACGUCCCGCGAGGGCCGCUUCACCGCGCUGGCCGACGUCUCCGGUGCCUUUGCCAGGAUGCCGCAGUGUCCAGACUGCAAGCGCCCGGUGAGGCAGUACGCGACGCGGCGGUAUAAUCGCAUCAUCAACAGGGCUGUCGCGGACGAGUCGGCCAGGAGGUUUCUGGUCGCGGGCAAAAGUGAGCUCAUGGCCUUGGACGGGGAGCUGAACAAGUUGCAACAAGAGCUUGCCGCAUCGCACGCGGACGUUUUGCAAUCCAUCCAGAACAUCCCCGAGGGCCGUCCGUGUCGUUUUGGCCCGCAAUUUAAAACCCGUUACGAGAGUGGGCAAGAGCUGCGCAGAAAGAUGAGCAGUUUCUGCAAGAGAUCCUCUGACCGGUAUCAGCCCUCGCACAAGCUCUACGAGGCAACGGUCCACGCGCUUCGGAGACGAACAUCCGACGACCUCUGCGACGGGCUCGCAGGCCUGACUCUGGACAGCUCACCGCACCCCGUCGAAAGGGAUCGCCGUGUGGCUGUGGCAGGCGAGAUGGCGCUGCUGAAGCUGGAGUUCCUCACACUCGAGGAUAUGCUAGGUCUCAUGCGGGCGAUCCAGCAGCUCACGCUCGUACAGCCGCCUAAAUGGCCCGGCGGUCCUCCGUUGCCGCGCGUUAAGCCAUUUCUAGAAUUGUGCGCGUCCUUAAUCUCCAGCUGCCGCGCCGAAGCCCUACCCAAGAUUGCCGUAGAGGCCACCCUCUACCAUGCCAGGAUGGCGCGCAUGUAUCAGUCCUGUUCUUCACUGGAGGACGCCGACAAAGCCAAAGCGAUUGGUUUCGUGGAAGAUGCGAAGCAUAACCUGGAAAAGGCGUCUCUCUUAUGCGAGCAGCCGUUUCAACAUGCCGAGAGAUUAAAGGAGGCGGUCGAGGAUACCAUUCGGUUACUGCAGCGAGAAUGGUACGAGACCGUCAGCCCCGAAGAAAUCGCUGCCAUCAAGGAAGCCAUGGUCGCGGGGCGGUCCGGCUUGGCCACCCACUCUGGUCACUGGUACAACUGCAUCAAUGGACAUCCAUUUGCGAUUGGUGAAUGCGGAAUGCCCAUGGAGCAAGCGCGCUGUCCUGAAUGCGGUGCGGCCAUCGGCGGAUUGAAUCAUCAAAGCGUCGCUGGCGUCACACGAGCGGAGAAUAUGGAAAAUUGA